Messenger RNA from Lutzomyia longipalpis, 1827 nucleotides. RefSeq names its product transcription factor grauzone-like. Gene Ontology annotation, cellular component: nucleus. Lineage: Eukaryota; Metazoa; Arthropoda; Insecta; Diptera; Psychodidae. The transcript has 2 exons. The coding region runs from base 127 to 1788 and encodes 553 amino acids. The record is from RefSeq and is a predicted model, not a curated record. Gene Ontology annotation, molecular function: zinc ion binding.
UAUGUUUGUGUAAACGUCAAAACAACAACAGAUGGGAUGUCCCUCCUCCUCUUAUAAGAAUUUUACAUCAGUGAACAAUUUUAUUUACUUUGGGAGCUUCUAGUGACCCUCAUAGUCCUUCUCAGAAUGUCCCAUUUGAUGAAUUUGGAACUGAAAUAUGAGGUGAAGGCAGAAAUUGCGGAUGAUGAUGAAGUCUGCCGGCUUUGUGCUGAAAAAACAUCAGAUUAUUCUUCAAUUUUCCUGGACAAUCUCCAUGAAUCUCUAUCCCAGGCCUUUGGAUUGUCUAUAAAUCCUGCGGACAAUUGGCCAAAAGCUGUGUGCAGGAAGUGCAUGGAAACUGCUAAAAUAUGCCUGGAUUUCCUCACAAUCAUCCGGAAGGCUGAGACAAUAUUCCAGACAAUCUAUGGGGAAGUUGUGGAGUCAAUUUUGCUCUUCAAGCCUGACAUUGAGAUGAUUAAUGUGAAGGAAUUAUCCCCUGAUUUGGAUAAUGCUGAAAGCCUGGAUUGUGGGGUAUCAAGUCAUGAGACUGAAGAUUCGGAUUCAAAGCCCAUCCUCAGCAGGAGAAAAUCCAUGAGGACGAAAAGAAAGCAAAUUAAACCGGUGAAAGUAAAAAAGGGCCCAGAAAAACCUUUGGAAGUUAAAACUGAGGAGAUUCCUGACCAGAAGGAGAAGGAAGAAGAGAGAAAUUCUUCAAAGGAUCAAAGUGAACGGGUGUUGAGGGUGAGAAAACGGGAGCAACGGAGACAACCAAGCAGUAGUAGGGCAACAAAUACUACUGGUGAAUCCUCGAGGAAAGGACGCAGGAGUUUGGAUGAUUUGAGGAAUGAGGAUGAAAGGAUUGAACAAUUCUUCAAGCUUGACUGCAGUAUUUGCGCGGAGUCAUUCACAAAGUGGCCAGAUUUGAGGGGACACUUCAAAUCUGCCCACAAACAGGACCCCUACUUGAUGUGCUGCGACAGGAAAUUGGGGAAUCGCAUUGCAAUCAUUACGCACCUCAAUGGACACACAAAUCCCGAUGCCUACAAGUGUUUAACCUGCAACAAGGCAUUCCUCAAUGAGACACGCCUCAAUCUGCACAAUCUCAAUAAGCACAUCCCAGUUGAGCAGCACAAGUACAAAUGCCCCAAAUGCCCGAAAACCUUCAUGAUUCUCAGCAGUAUGAACAUCCAUCAGGCCAAGCAUAUGACGGAGGAUCAGAAGAAAUUCAAAUGCCCCCACUGUCUCAAGGCGUUCGCCUUCAAUGCCAUGAUGCGUCAGCACAUCCGGAACAUCCAUCAGGGUGGCGAGAGAUUUGUCUGCGAAAUCUGCGCAAAGGAAAUCAAGGGGAAGCACACGUAUGAGAUUCACGUGAAUAAUCACAAGAUUAAGGGCGUUGGGGACCUCUCGUGCCCCAUUUGUGAGAAGAAAUUCAAACGGAAGCGCCUCCUGAAGGAUCACAUUGAUCGCCACAAUCCAUCCGGAGAGGUGUUCAAGUGCGACGUCUGCGGGCGCUAUGCCCCAAAUCGUUUUGCCCUCAAGCGCCACAUUGAGAAUACGCAUCUGGAUGUGCGGAAGUACGAGUGCACUUCCUGCGAGGGGGCCUUCAAGACGAAGAUUGCCCUCAGGGAGCACACAGCCACACAUCAUGGUUCCUUCUAUGCCCUCUACACCUGCCUCUUUUGCGACAAGCAGUUUAACAGUAGCUCCAACAGGUACGUCCACCAGAAGCAGAAGCAUCCGGUUGAGUAUCAGGAAAUGCGACAGCGGAAGUUGCUCAAGGAACGAGGAGUUCUCGAUGCGGAAAAAUGAUUUUUCUUUGUAGAUAAAUAAAAUUUGAUUAAUUAAUUA